UUCCAGGCUGUUUCUCUUUCUCAACUCUUUCCAUUUUUAAUACCUUCUUCUCCUUUCUUCUCCACUCAGCAUCUCUCUCUCUCUCAAACCUUAAUCGUUUUUGCUUUAGCUCUCUCACCAAUCUCAAUAUUCAAAUGGAUCCGUGCUCUUUCGUGCGGAUCAUAGUCGGGAACUUGGCCGUUAGAUUCCCGUCGUCUACUUCAUCUGAACCGUCCGUUUCCGGAACCCACACUUCCUCGGCCUCAGCUCCAAACUGCUACUGCAAAAUCAAAUUCAAGAGUUUCCCUCGCCAGAUCGUCUCAGUUCCGGUUAUCUUCCGAACCGAAUCUGAACCGGAGACUCGUUGCUCAACCGUCGCAGCUUGCUUCAGUCUAACCAAAUCUCAGAUCGAGGCCUCCUCGAAGAAGCCUAAGUUGAACGUCCUCUCCAUCGAGACUUACUCGCGCGGCGAAGGCGUUAACGGCGCGUCGUGCGGACUCGCUUCCGCGAGUGAGAAGUUGCUAGGACGGUUCGAGGUUUCGCUGGAUUUGAAAGCGGCGGAGACCAAGACGUGUUUGGCACACAACGGAUGGGUUGCCUUGGGAUCCAAGAAAGGAGGAAAAAGAAGGAAUAAAGCUGGAUCCGAUCCGGAGCUCCACGUUAGUAUACGGGUUGAACCCGACCCGAGAUUCGUGUUUCGGUUCGACGGCGAACCGGAGUGUAGCCCUCAGGUUUUCCAAGUGCAAGGAAACACGAAACAAGCCGUCUUCACUUGCAAGUUCGGCGCUAGAAACUCCGGUUCAGGCGAUCGGAAUCUUCUUCACAGUUCAUCAAUGAUGUCCGAAACGAGAAGUAGUUGCAUAUCGUCGAUGAAAUCUGAGAAGGAACAACAGUCGAAAGAGAGAAAAGGCUGGUCCGUAACGGUCCACGAUCUCUCCGGGUCGCCCGUAGCGAUGGCCUCUAUGGUAACACCUUUCGUUCCAUCUCCCGGUUCGAACCGGGUCACGCGAUCGAGUCCAGGCGCGUGGCUCAUUCUCCGACCCGACGGUUGCACGUGGAAGCCGUGGGGGAGACUAGAGGCGUGGCGUGAAGCUGGCUACUCCGACGCGCUCGGUUACCGUUUCGAGCUCUUCCAAGACGGAAUCGCCACCGAGGUCUCCGCGUCGUCGUCUAUCAGUUUGAAAAAUGGCGGGAGUUUUGUCAUCGACGUCACCGGCGGGACAACCACGGCGGGGUCUACGCCGACGACGAGUCCUCAGGGAAGUUUGGAUCUUGGAUCCGGGUCAAGUACUGGGUCCAGACCCGCUUCGAGACCAGGAUCGGGGUCCGGGUCGGAUUUCGGGUAUCUGCUGCCACAGCAUCCGGCGCAGAGCAGAGGGUUCGUGAUGUCGGCGUCGGUGGAAGGAGUGGGGAAACAGAGCAAACCGGAGGUGGAAGUCGGUGUGACGCACGUGACAUGCACGGAGGAUGCAGCAGCUCACGUGGCGUUAGCUGCGGCGGUGGAUCUGAGUUUGGACGCUUGCAGGCUGUUUUCUCAGAAGCUAAGGAAAGAGCUGAGACAGCAAAGCCAGCUUGGUGUCGUUUGACGUGUGCUGCUUUGUCGUUUUACCAAUUCAUGAGUUGUCUUCCACUCGAAAAUGUUUUUUAUUUGAGUUUUCUUUUGAAGUAGCGUUAGGGAUUAGCCAGCCAAAUUUUGAGAAGGUGGAUGUCAUCAUUAUUAAAAUUGUUUAUAUAUGUCAUGUACAGCUAAGAAAUGGCAGAAGCAACUCGUUAUCCUGUUCC
Messenger RNA from Raphanus sativus (radish), 1761 nucleotides. RefSeq lists its product as uncharacterized. The record is from RefSeq and is a predicted model, not a curated record. Lineage: Eukaryota; Viridiplantae; Streptophyta; Magnoliopsida; Brassicales; Brassicaceae. The transcript has 2 exons. Bases 135 to 1565 code for a protein of 476 amino acids.